AUGUCUUUCAAGAUCAUGUCUAGAGCUCGCCUUCUUCCACGGUAUUUAACAACAAAGUCUGCCUCGGCCUUUAUUGUACUCGGCUUAGGGGCCUACUGCACUCGAUCUUUUAUUCUACCGACUGGCCAUGCAGAAUCAAAUGAACCUCCAAAGGUGUUCUCUGGGUUUGGUUUUACUACGCUACGACUGCAAAGUGCGAAAGAUGUGAACCAUAACACGAAACGACUGGUCUUCGAGUUUCCAGACCAGAAUGCCAAAAGCGGAUUGACACUGACAUCGGCCCUUCUCACAAUCAGCCGUCCAGAAGGACGAUGGCUCCCCGUACUACGUCCAUAUACACCUAUCAGCGAUCUAGACCAACGCGGCAACAUCGAGCUAAUGGUCAAAAAAUACCCAAAUGGCAAAGCCAGCAGUCACCUCCACUCUCUCGUCCCAGGAGACACCCUCACAUUCGCAGCAGCCAUCAAAGGCGAGUCCUGGACACCUAACAAGCAUCCCCAGAUCUACGCCAUAGCCGGUGGAGCGGGUAUCACACCUAUUUACCAGCUAGUUCAGGGUAUCCUCAAUAACCCAGAGGACAAGACGAAGAUCAGGCUUGUGUUCGGUGUCAAUACGGAACAGGAUUUGCUUCUUAGGGAGGAACUUAAGGAUUUCAAGACUCGGUUCCCGGAUCGGUUUGAUUAUCUUUAUACUGUUAGUCAUCCAAUUGAAGAGGCUGGGAGUGGGAAUGGGGAGGCUAGGAAGGGUUAUGUUACUGAGGAGCUUUUGAGGGGUGUUGUUACGGCUGAUGGAGAUGCGAGGGUCUUUGUCUGUGGACCCCCUACUAUGGAGGAGGCUUUGGCUGGAUCUUGGGGAAAGGACGGUAUUUUGGCGAAGCUUGGGUUUAGGAAGGAUCAGGUUUGUAAGUUUUAG
Penicillium canescens is the source of this 912-nucleotide messenger RNA. Its product is annotated as cytochrome b5 reductase family protein. Lineage: Eukaryota; Fungi; Ascomycota; Eurotiomycetes; Eurotiales; Aspergillaceae. Gene Ontology annotation, molecular function: cytochrome-b5 reductase activity, acting on NAD(P)H. Gene Ontology annotation, biological process: ergosterol biosynthetic process. The coding region runs from base 1 to 912 and encodes 303 amino acids. The record is from RefSeq and is a predicted model, not a curated record. The transcript has 3 exons.